AAGAGGGGUGCCAGGAAGCAGGUUCGAUCGAUGCAGCCAAUGCACCUGGAUCUACCGAGUCUCGAUUUCCGACGUGCGAGAGCAUUGCAAGUGUCUUUAUGGAGAGGCCACCAACUGGCGCCAGUCCCCGGCUCUAUUGGUGUUUUCAUCAUCUACACUGUCUCUCAAAUCGAUACCCUUCUGACAGACCCCGGUCGGCACACCCUUGUCGCCUUUUGCAAGUACUGGCACUCAGCUCUUUAGUGUCGUUUUCAUUGAAAGUCUUCAAUAUACUCUGCGUGCAGUCUGUUAGGGAGUCUCCUCGCUCAGUAGAGUGCCAGUAUGGGAGCAGCACAACUUGUCCAGCAGCCUUGUCUGUUUCAUGGCCAUGCGUCGAUGUCCGUGGCUUGCUAUUGGUACAGUCUCAGCCCCAGUCAACGUGGGAUGCGGGCCAUCACCUUGACUACCGCAGAUAUGGGGUGGGGGGGCUGAGGUAGGUUGAUCUGGUAUAUGAAUACAUCUCGGGAGCCAUCUUUGUGGGAUCUUGGAUCAAUACCGAACGAUUGGCACCCCUCCAUUUUCCAUCCCAGUUGCACAUCAACUCAGCCCAAAUCUUUCAUGACCUUCCACUAAUACAACAAACACCUUUGAUCUUCGACUUUGUGAACAUACCGCAACAUACCGCAACUUGACUGCCUCAACUGCUUCUGGUCAUCCACGAGCCUCGUUUUUUU
This is a messenger RNA of Hyaloscypha bicolor E, 713 nucleotides long. RefSeq lists its product as uncharacterized. NCBI's taxonomy places the organism in Eukaryota, Fungi, Ascomycota, Leotiomycetes, Helotiales, Hyaloscyphaceae. The coding region runs from base 99 to 476 and encodes 125 amino acids. The record is from RefSeq and is a predicted model, not a curated record. The transcript has a single exon.